This is a messenger RNA of Drosophila ananassae, 533 nucleotides long. RefSeq lists its product as uncharacterized. Bases 193 to 426 code for a protein of 77 amino acids. NCBI's taxonomy places the organism in Eukaryota, Metazoa, Arthropoda, Insecta, Diptera, Drosophilidae. The record is from RefSeq and is a predicted model, not a curated record. The transcript is spliced from 2 exons.
UGCAAUCAUUAAAGACUUGACUACAAAUCUCUCUCGAAUAUUUGGCAUAAAAUUGAUCUUUCUUUUUGAAAAAGUAACAAAGAGGUGAAGUAACGAUAGCUGUGUUGAAUUAUCGAUAUCCCAGUGCCAUCACCUGCAGCAGCUGCUUACCUCUUGUUGUGUAACUAAAACGCUUGGAUUUCUGAUUACAAGAUGUCGGCAAACGCUGCCCGUGGCUCUACGUCGCUGUUGAAGCGCGCCUGGAACGAGAUUCCCGAUAUUGUCGGCGGAUCUGCUCUGGCACUUUGCGGAAUUGUUAUGGCCACCAUCGGAGUGGCCAACUACUAUGCCAACGAUGGUGACAACCGUCGCUACAAGCUGGGAUAUGUUGUCCUCCGUCAUGACGAUCCUCGUGCCGACAAGGUGCGCAACGAUGAGGACGAUUAAACGAAUGGAGACAGAACAUGGGAUAGGAUCUUCGCCAGCGGGUAGUCUCAUUCUCAGCCUUCCUUUUUUUUGUUCAUGCUAAAGCUAAGUAAAAAAAUCUAAAUGUA